Messenger RNA from Lolium rigidum, 2067 nucleotides. RefSeq names its product ruBisCO large subunit-binding protein subunit beta, chloroplastic. The transcript is spliced from 15 exons. Lineage: Eukaryota; Viridiplantae; Streptophyta; Magnoliopsida; Poales; Poaceae. Gene Ontology annotation, molecular function: ATP binding; ATP-dependent protein folding chaperone. Bases 51 to 1847 code for a protein of 598 amino acids. The record is from RefSeq and is a predicted model, not a curated record. Gene Ontology annotation, biological process: protein refolding.
CUUAUCCUCUCCGCCCGCCUCCUCCUCCUCCGCCGAGGCGCCAAGGAAACAUGGCUUCACCAUUCGGUGCCACUUCUACUGCUGGGCUCAUGGCAGCUCCAACUGGCAUUGUAUCGGACAAGAAGCCAUUCUCAGUAUCAUCUAUCUCCCUUGCCAGCCGGCCACGGAAUGUGCGUCCUCAGAGGAAAUGCAGUUUCAGAGUAAAAGCAGCUAAGGAGCUGUACUUCAACAAGGAUGGCUCAGCCACCAAGAAGCUCCAGGCUGGAGUCAAUAAGCUUGCAGAUCUUGUUGGAGUUACAUUGGGACCAAAGGGAAGGAAUGUUGUUUUGGAGAGCAAGUAUGGGUCCCCUAGGAUUGUCAAUGAUGGUGUUACAGUUGCAAGAGAGGUUGAGCUGGAGGAUCCUGUUGAAAAUAUUGGAGCUAAGUUGGUUAGGCAAGCCGCAGCAAAGACCAAUGAUUUAGCUGGUGAUGGGACAACUACUUCCGUAGUCCUUGCUCAGGGGCUCAUUGCUGAGGGUGUUAAGGUUAUUGCAGCUGGUGCUAAUCCUGUACAAAUUACUCGCGGUAUUGAGAAAACAGCGAAAGCACUUGUUGAGGAACUAAAGAAGAUGUCAAAGGAGGUUGAAGAUAGUGAGCUUGCAGAUGUUGCUGCAGUUAGUGCUGGCAACAACUACGAAAUUGGUAACAUGAUAGCUGAGGCUAUGAGCAAGGUUGGCCGGAAGGGUGUUGUUACCCUUGAAGAAGGGAGAAGUUCCGAGAACAAUCUCUAUGUUGUGGAGGGAAUGCAGUUUGAGCGUGGUUAUAUCUCUCCUUAUUUUGUGACUGACAGUGAGAAGAUGACCACAGAGUACGAGAACUGCAAGCUCCUUUUGGUGGACAAAAAGAUCACCAACGCGAGGGAUCUUAUCAAUGUUCUGGAGGAAGCCAUUAGGGGUCAGUACCCAAUUCUGAUAAUUGCUGAGGAUAUUGAGCAGGAGGCCCUUGCGACCCUUGUUGUCAACAAGCUUAGAGGAUCUUUGAAAAUCUGUGCUAUCAAGGCACCUGGGUUUGGAGAGCGCAAGACCCAGUACCUGGAUGAUAUUGCCAUCCUGACUGGAGGAACUGUAAUCAGAGACGAGGUGGGCCUGUCACUUGACAAGGCAGACAAAUCAGUUCUAGGAACGGCAGCGAAGGUUGUCCUUACCAAAGAGUCGACAACCAUAGUUGGUGAUGGCAGCACCCAGGAAGAAGUGUCGAAGAGGGUUGCACAGAUCAAAAAUCUCAUUGAGGCAGCGGAACAAGAUUAUGAAAAGGAAAAGCUCAAUGAGAGGAUAGCAAAGCUUGCUGGUGGUGUUGCUGUCAUUCAGGUGGGAGCACAAACAGAAACCGAACUUAAAGAGAAAAAGUUGAGAGUUGAGGAUGCUCUGAAUGCGACUAAGGCUGCCGUUGAGGAAGGUAUUGUUGUUGGUGGAGGGUGCACUCUUUUGAGACUGGCUGCUAAAGUUGAUGCCAUCAAGGAGACCUUGGAGAAUGAUGAACAGAAGGUCGGUGCUGAAAUAGUGAGGAGGGCGUUGUGCUACCCACUUAAAUUGAUCGCCAAGAAUGCCGGUGUCAAUGGCAGUGUUGUCACUGAGAAGGUUCUUUCUAACGAUAACACCAAAUUCGGCUACAAUGCUGCUACUGGGCAGUAUGAGGACUUGAUGGCUGCUGGUAUCAUUGACCCCACUAAGGUGGUGAGAUGUUGCCUGGAGCAUGCUGCGUCGGUGGCCAAGACCUUCCUGACAUCAGACGUUGUUGUCGUCGAGAUCAAGGAGGCUGAGCCCGCGCCCCUCGCUAACCCAAUGGACAACUCCGGCUACGGGUACUGAUGAAUGACGGUGGAGUUUCACCAGCGGAGGAAAAGCGGCGCUCAUCAGUUAUUUUUGGUAGCACGAACCAAGUUUUGCCUAGAGAGGUCGAUGAUGUAGUCUCGAGAUAACAAUGUGAUGUGUUGUGCCGCCGUAAAGGCGAAAUAAACAGAGAAACGUUAGUGGAAUUCUUGAUGUAAUUGGAACAUACCAUUUUUACGUGGAAAAAUGUUGGAAUCUU